AGGAUCAUUGUAACCUUUGUAAGUUGUAACAUAACAAAUAACGGAAUAGCUUGUAAGCCGCACGGCACGGCAUAGAAUUAAUAACAUCAUUUAAACAAUUAUGAAUUCACAUUGCGAACCAAAAAUUCGAGAGCUGAAACGACACGAGCUUCGAUGGGAACGACAGCGGCAUCGUAAGUGCGAACUGGACGUUAACCGUGCCGGUCUAGGUGAGAUGCUGCAAGAGGUGCAGGAUGUUGAAAACAUUUCCACCCAGGAAAUUAAGGGAAUCGCCUCAAGGAUCAAACGCCGCAAACAUGCCGAUAGCAAAGAUUUGCUGAAGCUUAGUUACGGUUUUCAGCAGAGUGCCGAAAAUAUUUCGGAAUUCAUACGAAUUACCGGCUCGAUAAAUGUGAUCGUGAAAGAAUUUACCGGACUUGAUUCCGAGCUGCAGCAACUGGCCGCCGAAUGCUUGUGCAAUCUAUCGCUCGGCAAUGAAGUUUGCUGCGAAAAAGUUGCAAUGUUUGCCGGGACCUAUUUAAUUACAUUCAUGGAAACCAUAAACAAUGGUCGACUGGCGAAUACAUGUGUCUGGACUUUGCAAAAUGUAAUAUCAUCGGGAGCGAAAGCAACCAAAGUAUUGCACUCGCAGGGUGUAGUAGCUAAAUUUUGUCAUCUCCUUAGGGCAAUCAGGAAUGAUGAGCAAUUGUUAGAAGAAGUGCUUUUGGCCUUAGAUAUGAUUUUGGAUUAUGGUCUACUGUUUAUAAGGCAAGAAACCAUUUUUGUGGACAUAUUACCCGCUGCCACUUCUAACAAACCCUCGCUUAACAAUAUUAAACUUAUUUAUAAGUCACUUUUUCUUACAAAUUUCGAAAUCCUAGAUUUCAAUGCUUUACACAAGCUAGUAGAUAGUUGUACGGGUUAUUUCAAAAUAGCACUCGAGGCAAACAAAAGUGCGGAAAUAAUUUAUGCCAUCCGAAUAAUAGGCAAUCUAGUUGCGAAAAACGAUGAGAGCUUUUGCGGAACAUUUCUAGAUGCAUGCAGACAGAAUAACGUCACGUUCCACAUGUUGUUCAAUUUCCACUCAAAUGCCGAGCACAUCGGUAUCUGCCGUGAACUCUUUUGGCUUUUUGGGAACGUUCACAAAACAGCAAACCAGCAGCAUAUGCAAUCAUAUUUGAUGCACGAUAAUUUCAUUGAAAACCUGGUUGUCCCAAAAGCAAUGCUUAGUUGAUAGAUCAUAAGCAAAUUAAAGGAAACGAUUAAAAUUAAAUUAUA
This is a messenger RNA of Sabethes cyaneus, 1257 nucleotides long. RefSeq lists its product as uncharacterized. The transcript is spliced from 3 exons. The record is from RefSeq and is a predicted model, not a curated record. Lineage: Eukaryota; Metazoa; Arthropoda; Insecta; Diptera; Culicidae. The coding region runs from base 101 to 1213 and encodes 370 amino acids.